Messenger RNA from Mugil cephalus (flathead mullet), 2040 nucleotides. RefSeq names its product aldehyde dehydrogenase family 3 member A2-like. Bases 123 to 1592 code for a protein of 489 amino acids. Gene Ontology annotation, biological process: aldehyde metabolic process. Lineage: Eukaryota; Metazoa; Chordata; Actinopteri; Mugiliformes; Mugilidae. The record is from RefSeq and is a predicted model, not a curated record. Gene Ontology annotation, molecular function: aldehyde dehydrogenase (NAD+) activity. The transcript has 11 exons. Gene Ontology annotation, cellular component: cytoplasm.
CCAAUCGCUGACGCCGUUACUGCUGGUCAAUGGUAAAACAUCCUGGUGUUAUAACUUCAUAAUUUGUACCCAGACGUUGCUUAGUAAAACUGCUGGUGGAGGCGAUAGAGGGAGUUUUAAAGAUGUCCCGAGAACAGCUGAUUGUACAGAGGGCCAGGAAGUCCUUUCAGACAGGGAAGACCAAACCUUUGGAGCACAGGAUCCACCAGCUGAAGAGCCUUCUGCGGUUCAUCACCGAGAGACGGAAGGACAUAGCAGAUGCCGUUAAAAAGGACCUCAGCAAGAGUGAAAAUGGGACGGAGCUUUUUGAGACAAUGAGUCUGGAGGGAGAGAUCAAUCUGGCUGUAGAAAAGCUGGCAGAGUGGGCCGCUCCUCGGCCGGUGGAGAAGACCCUCGUCAACAUAGCAGAUGAGGUUUAUGUUCAGCCCGAGCCCCUUGGAGUCGUGCUCAUAAUUGGGGCGUGGAACUACCCUUGGGCCGUCACCCUCCAGCCUCUGGUCGGAGCUAUUGCUGCAGGUAACGCAGCAGUAAUAAAACCGUCUGAGGUCAGCUCUCACUCUGCCAAGGCCAUGGAGGAACUUCUCCCUCAGUAUCUAGACAAGGACCUGUACCCAGUGGUGACAGGCGGAGUGCCAGAGACCCAGGAGCUGCUGAAGCAGAGAUUUGACCACAUUUUCUACACAGGCAACAGCACGGUGGGUAAAGUGGUGAUGGAAGCUGCAGCUCGCCACCUCACACCAGUGACGCUGGAGCUGGGAGGAAAGAGCCCCUGCUACAUCGACAAGAACUGUGACAUCACGGUGGCGUGUCGUCGCAUCACAUGGGGAAAGUUUGUCAACUGUGGCCAGACCUGUAUUGCUCCAGACUACAUCCUGUGUGAACCUUCCAUCCAGAGCAGAGUACUGGAGGAGAUCAAGAAGUCCAUCAAGGAGUUUUACACCGAUGAUCCAAAGACCUUUGAGGACUACGGACGCAUCAUCAACCAGCGGCACUUUAAGAGAGUCAUGGCGCUCAUGGAGGGGAGCACGGUUGCUGCUGGUGGAGAUGCUGACGAAUCCCAGUGCUACAUUGCUCCCACUGUUUUGAAGGAUGUGACGAGAGAAUCCAAAGUCAUGCAAGAGGAGAUCUUUGGGCCGCUGCUGCCCAUCAUCACUGUGAGCGGUGUGGACGAGGCCAUCCAGUUCAUCAGCGAGAGAGAGAAGCCGCUGGUGAUCUAUGUCUUCUCCCACGACAACAAGCUGAUUAAAAAAGUCAUUGCUGAGACGUCCAGUGGAGCUCUGCUAGCCAACGACACCCUCGUCCACUUUACUGUCAGCGCUCUUCCCUUUGGAGGAGUUGGCAACAGUGGUAUGGGCUCCUACCACGGCCGCCACAGCUUCGACCAGCUCAGCCACAUGCGCAGCUGCCUGAUCAAGCAGCUGAAGAUGGAGGGAGUGAACAGCAUGCGUUACCCCCCUCACACUGCAAAGAAGCUGGGCUGGGCUCGGUUCUUUCUGGUGAAGCAGUUUGAAGUGAGCAAGCUGCGUAACAUGAUGAUGUUGGCCAUGCUGGCUGGCCUGGCAGCAUUUAUUGUGCAGAGGUUCCUGAGGUGAGGCCCGAGCUCUGAAGUUUGGCGCAGUGCUGGCGAUCAGCAGGCGAUCGAAGGACGGACGCCUGUUGUGAAAUAUAGCCCUCCUCUUAGUUACUGAUCCAUAUCAUUUCAUAAUCGGAUAUAUCUGAAGGAUUCGUCCCGUCAAUGUGUUUGUUUCCUCUCUGUUCUUUUACACCUUAAGCUGCUAUUGAGGUUUUAAGCAUUUCACUUUUAUUUUUUAAAUAGAACCCAACAUAUAAUUUAUAUACUAUUUUUACUUACAGAUUUUGAGAUUACAAAACUAGGAAGCAGUGAUUCACUUCAGAAUGAAAAUCAGUAGUUACAAGCUGCUAUCAGCACGAUGAGCCACGACUGACAAUGUUUUAUCCAUCUGUAAUAAUACAUUUAAAAUGAUUUUACCUUUUUCCAUUUUGUCUGCUAUUAAACCUUAAAAAAAAAGUUUGAAAUCA